AUGAUCAAGAUCUUUGUUGGAGAAGGUGAGAUUGAGGGGCUAUGGGAAGACCAGCAAAUCGACUACCGAUUCUUGUCAUUAUGGGAAGAGAAGAGGUGGAAAGAUUUGCAGAAGAAGAUGCGCCAGGAAACUCCCGCAGAUGAGACUUACGCAGCAGCUGUGCAACAAGACCUUUCGCCAUACACGGUUAAUGUCAAUGGCGUUCUGUUGCCUCGAUUAGACGGCGCACCAUCUCAAGAAAGGCCUGCCGAGCUGGUCUCUACAGCUACUACGGAAGAGAACAUGAAGAGGAUCGCCUAUGGACUUCUUGGAUCCAGCCCAAUUCUACUCACUGGACUCGCAGGUUCAGGCAAGACGCUUCUUACUCGUCAUUUCGCAUGGCAGCUCAACAAGCUCGACAAAAUGGUCACCCUCCAUCUCAACGAACAAAGUGACGCGAAGUUACUAAUCGGAAUGUACACAACUGGGGCCAAACCGGGAACAUUCGCCUGGCGCGCAGGUGUGCUUACCACGGCUGUCCGAGAAGGAAGAUGGAUUUUCAUUGAGGACCUUGAUCGAGCGCCAAACGAGGUCAUCAGUACACUUUUGCCGCUCAUUGAGCGCGGUGAGCUGCUCAUACCCAGCAGAGGAGAGACCGUACGAGCAGCACGUGGCUUCCGCAUCAUCGCAACUAUGCGAAGCACGCUCAAUCCGCGAGGACAAGAGAUUAUCCCCCGUCAGAGCAUGAUCGGCUAUCGGUUUUGGAAGUCUAUUACUGUGCAAAUGCCACAGCUAGAUGAAUUUCGCCAGGUGAUUCAUACCAAGUAUCCUGCGCUGCAGAAACAUCUUUCUGGGAUCAUGGAAGUCUAUGCGCGGCUAUUGGAACUGUACUCAGAUGCCAAGUUCUCAUCCGAGAAUGGUACAUCACUUCGAGCCAUGACACCUCGAGACCUACUCAAGUGGUGCGACCGGAUAGCAGUGCUUCUUGGACAGUCUGCAUCUUUCAGCAACGCGCAAAAGGAUGACAUAUUCAUGGAGGCAUUCGACUGCUUUGCUGGAAGUCUCCGUACCGAGGGCGCGCGCCUGAAGGUCAUGUCAUGCGUGGCUGAGGAGUUACAUAUUGACCCUCAACGACGAGACCACCUAUUGCGGAAUCGUGAAGUCAAGCUUCAAGUACCUUCGAAGAUCACGGCAUCUGGUACUAUCCAAAUCGGACGAGCGCGACUGUCCAAGCACAAGUCCUCAAAGAAACUGGGCUCAGGACGACCGUUUUCAACCAAUGACUACACCUUACGUCUGCUUGAGAAGGUGGCUGUAGCAGUCGAUCGCCAGGAGCCACUCCUCCUAGUGGGUGAAACGGGUACCGGAAAGACCACGUGCAUUCAGUAUCUGGCUGAGCAGCUUGGCCGAAAGCUGGUAGCCUUCAAUUUGUCACAGCAAAGUGAGAGUGGCGACCUGCUUGGUGGUUUCAAGCCUGUAAAUGUACGCAGCCUAGUAAUCCCACUCAAGGAUGAAUUCGAUGAGAUCUUUGAUACUACCUUCUCAAGAAAGAAGAAUUUACGGUUCAUCGAAAUGCUCGGCAAACGCAUAGCAAAAGGCGAGUGGAAGCGCGUAUGUGCACUCUGGCGCGAGGCCUUGAAGAUGGUAGACGCAGCCCGGAAGUCGCACGAGUCGCAAACGUCAUCCCCAGAUCCUGAUGGCGGCCAACCCAAGAAGAAGCGGAAGAUGGACUCAUUACCUGUCAACUUCCCAACUGCGCGAUGGGAGAAGUUUGCGACCGAUCUCCACGACCUAGAAGCCCAGCUCUCUAAUGGUUCAGAGGCAUUUGCCUUUUCCUUCCUGGAGGGUAACAUUGUUAAGGCAGUCAGGAAUGGCGAUUGGGUGCUUCUUGAUGAAAUCAACUUGGCAUCUUCAGACACACUAGAGGCGCUCACUGAUCUCCUAGGUGGUGGUCCAGAUGGAAACCCAUCGAUACUAUUGACCGAGACUGGCAACGUUGAACGAGUGGUCGCACAUCCCAAUUUCAGGGUGUUCGCCGCGAUGAACCCGGCCACCGAUGUAGGCAAGAAGGACCUGCCGCCGGGCAUUCGAUCACGGUUCACAGAACUAUACGUUGAAAGCCCAGACGGUGAUGAGAAGAGCUUGCGUAACAUUGUGGAGAAGUAUCUGGGUGGCGACGGCACAGAUCCAGCAAUAGUACGGGUAGCGCGCGAUGUCACCACACUGUAUCUUGACAUUCAGAAGCUCGCCAAAGCCAAUAUGCUCGUGGAUGGCGCCGACCAGAAAGCUCACUUCAGUUUACGGACUUUGACACGAACAUUGUCAUAUGCCAGGGAUAUUGCGCCUCUUUGUACCCUCCGUCGAGCCCUGUACGAAGGAUUUCACAUGAGUUUCUUGACCUUUCUAGGUAAGGCUUCGGAAGACCUGGUAGCUCCGCUCAUUACCAAACACCUGUUCCCUCAGAAGGCUCCCAUGAAGGCUGAGCUCGGAAAGCCCCUUCAACAACCUUCAGAUGGUCGAGGCUACGUCAGACAAGGCCAUUAUUGGCUUCGACAGGGUAUACAUGAUGUGGAAGAGCAGUCGCACUACAUUAUCACUCCCUUUGUUCAACGCAAUAUGAACAACCUCAUCCGAGCUGCUUCCACACGAAAGUACCCAGUGUUAAUUCAAGGACCCACAUCCUCCGGUAAGACAAGUAUGAUCGAAUACCUCGCCAAACGAUCAGGGAACAAGUUCGUCCGUAUCAACAACCACGAGCAUACCGACUUGCAAGAGUACUUGGGCUCGUAUAUCUCCGGUGCUGACGGGAAACUCACAUUCCAAGAGGGUAUACUCGUGCGAGCACUACGCGAAGGCCAUUGGAUCGUUCUCGAUGAGCUCAACUUGGCACCCACAGACGUCCUGGAAGCCCUGAAUCGCCUGCUUGAUGACAACAGAGAGCUUCUCAUACCAGAAACACAAGAGGUCAUUCGGCCGCAUGAGGACUUCAUGCUCUUCGCCACGCAAAACCCGGCUGGUCUGUACGGAGGACGCAAAGUCCUAUCGCGAGCCUUCCGUAACCGGUUCCUGGAACUACACUUUGACGACAUUCCCGUGGAGGAGUUGACCGAGAUUCUGCAUCGUCGCACUAUGAUUCCGGAAACAUGGUGUAAGCGGAUCGUAAAGGUCUAUCGGGAACUUUCCACACUUCGACAAGAGAAUCGCAUCUUUGAGCAGAAGAGUUUCGCCACGCUACGAGACUUGUUCAGAUGGGCACAACGAAAAGCAGACACCGUGCAGGAUCUUGCAAACAACGGUUACAUGCUUCUUGCAGAACGCGUGCGCAAAGAGGAAGAGCGAGUCGCUGUUAAAAAAAUUCUGGAGACCGUGAUGAGCGAAAAGGGCCCUAAAGUGACGAUUAACGAAGAGCAGUUAUUCAGCCCCGACAGCUUGUCGAAUAUUGAGGGACUCAGCAAUGGUGUGACUAUGGUCAACACUGAUGUUGUUUGGACACGCGCGAUGCGUCGUCUAUCUGUUCUUGUUGCACACGCGAUUCGCAACAAUGAACCCGUCCUACUCAUUGGAGAGACAGGUUGUGGAAAGACGACCGUCUGUCAAUUGCUCGCCGAUCAGUUCAAUACUCAACUUCAUAUCGUCAACGCUCACCAGAAUACCGAAACCGGCGAUUUGAUCGGUGCGCAACGACCCAUCAGAAACCGAGCCGCUAUUGAAGAAUCUGUGAGAGAGCAGGUGCUUCAGGCGUUCGCUGGAACCCCAACCGAAAGCAUACAGGUUGAUCCGACUUCCCUGGGUUUCGAAGACCUUAUGGCGCUUUACGACAGGAUCGCCAAAGAAUCGCCAAGUCUAUUCACCGACGAGGUUCACAAGUCUAUACUUCUCAACCGAGCUAAGGCUGGCGCUUUGUUCGAAUGGGCGGACGGUAGCUUGGUCUAUGCAAUGAAGCAAGGCCACUACUUCCUUCUCGACGAGAUCUCGCUAGCUGAUGAUUCCGUGCUCGAGCGCCUAAACAGUGUUCUCGAACCUUCACGGUCCCUCUUGCUUGCAGAGAAGGGCCCGGUAGACUCACAUAUCACAGCUAGCGAUGGGUUCCAAUUCCUUGCUACUAUGAACCCAGGUGGAGAUUACGGCAAAAAGGAGCUUUCGCCUGCCCUUCGGAACCGCUUCACGGAGAUUUGGGUACCUGCCAUGUCCGAUCUUGAUGACAUCCUGGAAAUCGUGCGUUCGAAACUGAAGCCUAGCCUGGUGCCACACGCUGGAGCUAUUGUGUCAUUUUCGCAAUGGUUCAACGACAAGUACAACACCUCCGUCGCCUCUUCGAUAUCAAUUCGUGAUACCCUGGCAUGGGUGUCUUUUAUCAACGACUCGACACAUGAUGAUCCGAUAUUCGGUGUCGUUCACGGUGCGGCGAUGGUUUUUAUCGAUACACUUGGAGCCAAUCCAGCAGGUUUACUCGCCAUCUCUGCGGCCACAAUCGAUGAUGAGAAGACGGCAUGUCUGCAUCAUCUGAGCAAGCUUCUCGGCCAGGAUGUCGCACCGAUGUACUUUGGCGCUAUUGAUAUCUCGAACACGGAGCACUCCUUCCGACUGGGAUCUUUCUCUAUUCCUAAGUUUUCGUCAGCAGCGUCGCAGGCGUCAAAUUUUGCGCUUGAGGCACCGACGACUCGUUCCAAUGCGAUGCGUGUGAUCCGCGCGCUACAGCUUCCAAAGCCAAUCUUACUCGAAGGUAACCCGGGUGUGGGUAAAACCACAUUGGUUACUGCCCUAGCUAAAGCGAUUGGCAAACCUUUGACCCGUCUCAACCUUUCGGAACAGACAGAUCUCAUGGAUCUAUUCGGAUCGGACGUGCCUGUCGAGGGAGGAGCCGCCGGUACGUUCGCUUGGCGGGACGCGCCAUUUCUCAAAGCAAUGAAGAACGGCGACUGGGUACUUCUUGACGAGAUGAACUUGGCGUCACAGUCAGUACUUGAAGGUCUCAACGCGGUCCUUGAUCAUCGUGGUGAAGUUUAUAUCUCUGAGCUAGAUCAGACGUUCCACAAACAUCAAGACUUCAGAGUAUUUGCUGCGCAGAAUCCGCAUCACCAAGGCGGCGGCCGCAAGGGUCUGCCUGCAUCCUUCGUCAACCGAUUUACCGUCGUUUACGCCGAUGUCUUCCGUCCAGAGGAUCUCACGCUCAUCUGCAACAAAGUCUUCCCUAGUGUUAAUGAGCAGGAAGUCUCCAAGCUCAUCCGUUUCGUUGCAGAGUUGGAUGAACAAGUAGUCAACCGUCGCGCAUUCGGUAACCUUGGCGCACCUUGGGAGUUCAACUUGCGUGAUACUCUACGCUGGUUGCAGCUUCUCACUUCGAUAGACUUCCCGGGUUCAGCGCGAGACUUUCUGGAUACUAUCUUUGUCCAACGCUUCCGUGCGGAGAACGAUCGCGUCCGACUACGUAAGCUGUUCGAGAACCAGUAUGGCAUCCACCAACCCCGCAUGAAUCUCUUCCACAACUUGAGUACUGAGGCUGUUCAAGUUGGCCUCGGUUUGCUACCACGUGAUAUCGCCGUGGCACGUCCCGAUGUUAUGUCAACUCUCCGCACUUCGCAGCUGGGACCGAUGGAAGCUCUUCUGGUCAGUGUCAAGCAAAACUGGCCGGUCAUUAUCGUAGGUCCACCUGGCUCUGGUAAGACUGCUAUGAUCAGCCAGUUGGCAGGUUUCGUCGGUACAGACUUGAUCACCUUCUCUAUGAAUGCAGACGUUGACGCUAUGGAUCUUGUUGGUGGGUAUGAGCAGUUGGAUCCGACACGAGAGGUCCAUCGAUGCCUUGAGCAGGCGGAGGAGCUCGUCCGAAGACAUGUCGCAACCAGCACGAAACCUUCAACCGUACAUCUUCAAUUACUGGAACGUCUUCAGGUUGGCUCCUUCGCGACCGACAACGGCGGUAUAGUGCAGUUUCUCGAGAACCUUGCGGGGCUCAGCCCUGAAGCGUCUGAGCUGGCCCAUAAGCUGCAUUCAGCACUGCAAGCUUCUAAUCAACAGAUCGAUGGCGCACGUUUCCAAUGGGUCGACGGUAUCCUUAUUCGCUCGCUUGAGCAGGGCAAAUGGCUCGUCCUCGACAACGCAAACCUGUGCUCAAGCGCUGUUCUGGACCGACUUAACUCGCUACUCGAGCCUAACGGCUACCUUUCAAUCAACGAACACUCCACAGAUGAUGGCGAAGCACGCAUCGUACGCCCACACCCGAACUUUCGUAUAUUCAUGACUAUGGAUUCGAAGUACGGAGAAUUGUCAAGAGCAAUGCGAAACAGAGCUGUCGAGAUAUGUUUGUUGGAGGGUGAACAUGAGGCUGUCCAAGACGAUCGACUGAUGGUUCAAUAUCCGCUUGACUCUGCUAUGUAUCGGUAUCGCCAAUUUCAAGAACACGAAGGUCAUUUGUCGAUAACUCUAGAACAACGCUUCGAGAGUUUGGGACUCCAGGACAACGAUUUGUUGGCAAGUUUCGCCAAGCAGACCCGACAAGGACUUGUGUCAUCUACCUCUAUGCAAUCGAAUGGUAUCAACGGUCUUGAUGCCACACAGCUAACACCCGUGGUACCUCAAGCUAACGUUGACGAUCGAAUCCCACGAUUUUCUCGUUUCCUAGAGACAACAUGGGCACCACACGCAAAGGAGGUUUACAACAAACUGGGGACGGAUGAGCUGACAAGGCUUCGCUCCUAUCAUCCUCUAGGCAACGAGCUGUUCCUCAACCGUACCGAAGCAUCAAAGAGCCUAAAUGUCUGGAGUGCGUCCAUGUAUGAGAUCAUGUUCGAUCUUUACAACAUGCAACAGGCCAUUCAAGAUCUUCCAUCCGCUCGAUUUGAACGUCGCAAAGAGAGACAGAAGCUGCCAGCAUUCUUGUAUGCGUACUGGCAAAGUCUCGUCAAAGUCAUUGACGACUUUUGGAAUGCGCUUCAGCAAGACCAUCAGUUCGACGCUGCUUUCCUCAAGCCCUUGCGAACAUUGUUCUGGGCCUUCCAUGCUCUCACUACUGCUUCCACGUUCGAUCGCGCUACGCUCCAGACUUAUCUGAAGAUGCUGGCGUCUGCUAUACCCGCCAUAGCCGGAGACUCAGGUCCCCUUAUACAGUCUAUGAGUAAUGCACUCUCCAAACAGAUCGCCGUCUUCGGGUCCGACGUCCAGCUAACCACAGGGUUGGGUAUGGAAUAUAUCUGGCGCGCGUUCAAAGCAUCUACACCCACGACUUACGCUCAGCUAAAUGCUAUCUUGGAACUCGAAAGCUUAGCCGACAGGCUUGAUGCAAUUAUGUGGCAGUCAACCCUACGCGUGGAUGAGAUGGUACAGUUACGCGAAAGGGUCGCUAGCUCGCUGAAUCUUGUUCGAAAAAAUCAAGUAGACGCCAAAGAACUUGUCGCAGGUCUCAGUGCAGCGAUCCACGAGCUUGAGCAGAACAUCAGCGAAGACAGUAUGGUGAUCACCCCAUACUUUGAGGACGAAUUUGAGGGUCUCUGCCAGUUCCUAGACAUCGCGCGCGACGACGUCGUUACUGAAAAAUCCGCAUCGCCUACAGCGAUUGUUGUAGCCACGCGAGCGAAGUCAGCCCUGUUUGCCCGGCGAGCAACAAAACUCGUAGAUCUCGCAUUCGGGCGAUCUCAUCAUGGAUCGGAGCAUUUUACCAAACUAUAUCGCCAUCUCGGGUUAACGCGCAAGCCAGCGAACGCUAUGGUACUCCAAGGCCGAUUUCACACCGCGGUACUUUUAAAGCUACAUGAUGCCGAUGGGGUUCAGUUGGCACAGCUCGACCGGUUCGAGACGGAACUACAAGUCCUCUCCCAACAGGUGUCACUCGACGCUGGCCGCAUAACGAACGACCAAAAUGCUGCGCUAGACUUACUUUACACGGAUAUUUAUAACGAGAUCAUCGCAUCGCACGCCAAUAUACUUGUUAAGGUGGUGAAUGAAGGCCCGGUUGUAGUAUCUUCGGAUGCCAACAUUCCUGAUGUCUAUCGAUCGACUCUAGAGGCUGGUAUCGCAAGAUGCGCUCGAGCGCCUAACUCUAGUAUCGACUCAACAGCGUGGGUCCACUUGGGCCUUCUAGGUCUACAGUUGUACGUUCCUAAUUACCCACACGAUCCUGCACUCAGGCCCAUGAUCGAACGGGAUAUGUUUACUGCCGAAAAAGAUUAUCUCCUGAAAGCACUCAGUGCCUUGAAGCAAUUCCAGAUUGACUUCACCGGGCAAGAUACAAGCUUCCGUAUCCGGCGAGUCGAAGAAGUGAUCGAUAACAUGGGUCAAGAGCCACCUGUGCCGGCCAUCGUUCGUCCUGUUAUCUCCGAGCUCGAUGAUCUUCAAGGCGAGUUCACAAACUUGUUGAGCACCGUACAACCUCUCUUGAACCAAUCAAUGUCAGUUCAAGAAGCGGCCCGUGACCAAACCUUGCAGCAAAAUAUCCUUCGAAUUAUCCAGCGGCUCACGGAAGGAUAUCGAUCAUAUGACGACAUCACAGAUAUCGCAGUCGGAUUCCUCGCUUGUCUGCAGAUUGGUCUCACUAUGGGCCAAAGAGAAGAAGAGAAAAACGUCCAGGGCAAUGUCAGCAAGAGCUUAGUAUAUAUGUCAUCGAGGACACCUUUCUUUGGGCGAUCCCAGCCAAUGGAGAGAUCGGAGUCAGUGUUGCAGCUCAUGGAAGAGAGUCUGGGUCACCGCGAACAUGCUGUCGAUCUCAGGUGGCACACUUUGUACUUUCUGCUUGUGCUGAACAACACUGAUUCGGCUGCUAUGACUACACCCACAGCCAGAACACUACUGCAUGAUUUGUUUGCUAGCUUGUACGGCGAUUGGAAGGCCAAGCUACUUCAAGAUCAGGAAAAGGAAGCGCAAAACUCGAGCCUGUACACGUAUCGUGGAAUGGACGACGAUGAAGUCGAAGAAGACCCGACUCUCUUUCCGGACUAUGAUGCAGAUGAAGAGGAACAAGCCAAACCGGCCCGAUUGCCUUCAAAUUCUCGGGAUCAUGCAAUUCGACUUGCCAACAUUCAUGCCGAGCUUUUUGUCCAAGGCCGGGACGCUUCAGACUCCAUCAAGGCUUUGCUAGAGUGGUGUGCCACCGAACUGAAUCGCAUAUCGGUUGGCAAGAGCUAUGGUAGCAAGCAUGAAGAUGUGUUGCCAACCAUCUAUCUCUCGCUCGAGAAGAAGGCCAACGCGCUAUCGACCCCAGGCACAGCGAGGACCUACAAUUUCUACUUCGACGCCAACCUAUCGGAAGCCAAGCGCCUCAUCACGCUCAUCCACCGUAUUCAGGCACGCUACCGCCAAAUCCGCAGUGUUUGGCCAGAGCAUGCUACUCUCUCGGAAGUUUUACGUACCUGUGACGAAGCCCUCGAGUUCCGACAUGUCGAUCCUGUGGCAAAGUUCAUCACAAAGGCCGAGAAGCUUUAUGCUUACAUGCAUGAAUGGCAGAAGGUUGCCAGCAAAGAAUACAACACUGCCAAUCUCUUCGACGAUCUUACCAAGCUCCUGGUUAGCUGGAGAGAGCUUGAGCUCACGACGUGGGCGCGACUGUUCGACAUGGAGGAGGAAAAAUACCGUGACGACGCAAAGAGCUGGUUUUUCGUCGCAUAUGAGACGGUCAUCGCCGCGUCAGAGAGCAGCGAAGAUGAGAAGAACCUGCAGAUGCAUGUCAAGAACUUACUCAAAUCCUUAGAAGGGUUCUUCGAGGCGACAACGCUAGGUCACUUCGAGCAGCGUAUCAAGCUCUUAGGGCAGCUUCGUCAACACGCAGCCAUGCGCAUGCAAGAUGUUGAUGCCUUCAAAACUGUGCAUGCUGCACUCGACAAUUUCCUUGCCUACUACUCGCGUCUUGAGAAGCCAGUGCACGAAACUCUCGCUAAGGGCCGCCAAGCACUGGAGAAGCAGAUCACCGAUGUCAUCAAGCUUGCAAGCUGGAAGGACACAAACAUCGAGGUCUUGAAGCAGAGUGCAAAAGCCAAUCAUCGCAAGUUGACCAAACUAGUCCGCAAGUUUAGGGCAUUGCUCAAUCGGCCUAUUUCUGGUAUAAUGGGCGCUGGCUUCCCGGAUGAGAAUCAUCUACUACAAGACGUCUCCUUGGAAAACGUUAUCACUGCUGUCAACCCUGAGGCACUGGAGCUCUGCGCAACCAGCAUUCCUGGAUGGGAGGAGAGGCCUACUCGCUUCAAAAACCUUGCUGUUACAGUCUCGAUGAUGCGCAAUCUCACAACGCCGAAGACUGAUACUGUUGAUGGCGCAUCGUACAUCAGCGAGUUCAUUACUGACCUCUCUGGUUCUAUCAUCGAGCUGCAAAAGGCUACUCCCACUACGCUCACUGAGGAAAACAAGGCAUCUGUGCAACAUCUCAAGACUCAGAAGCGUAAGCUUUACGCCGAUACGAUGAAAGAGCUGCGGCAAAUGGGCGUCAACUCAAAUCUAAGUGUCGAUACACUAGCAAAGCAGGAUGAACUUUCGACAAUACUCUCAACUAUGCCACUGAUCAAAGGAGGCGAGAACACUGGCGAUGUCGCUGAGUAUUACCUACACAAGGCACUCAACAUCAUGCCUCAGGUUCGCGCAGUCACUAGGGAACAUUCCGGUGACUUGACUCCGAAUGACGUGGCAAGAAGUAUCGGCUAUCUGGAGGGUUUGCUGUAUGCUUCUAUUCGGCAGCGCAAUGUGCUCAGCAAGGCUGCACGCAGUUUCGAGCAGAUCAAUGCGCCGAUGUCGCUUGUCGCCAACUCUUGCCAAUUGGAGCACGGUCAACUCUCCCUAGUUUCCGAACAGGUAGACGUCUCAGACUUCGUACAACCACAGCUGCGUUGGCUCUCUGCUAUGCUGAAGACCGCCACCGAUGUGAUAAAUGCCCAAGCCAAUCUCGGGAAGACGAAUGAGCUGGACGCGUUGAUCCGGGAAAUGCGCGCCUGGACCAGCACCGCCCAGAACCUUGCCGAUGCAUACGAUCAAUUGCCAAAGCUACCAUCUAACGUCCAGUCCGCUGGUUACCAAGGAGUCAACAAUACCGUCAAAGCUUUCUUGUCCGACCUUCGGGGAGCGUUCAGCGCAUCUAUCAACAAUAGUGACAUUGCGCACACCGUGCUUCGGCAAGUCGAACCGUUCCUCUUCCACUACCCUGCUACCAAUGUCGUCCAAUUUUCAGAUGAUCUACACACAUCCGUGGAGGCUCAUACCAAAGACAUUCUUGCUUCUCUGGAUCUUAUCUUGGGUUCGAUGCAAGAUGUGGAGGCUGCAAUGGCGGGCAUCCCUGCUUCAACGGAUGAUGCGUCCUGGCUCCUCAAAGAAGAGCAAGCGCUUUCUGCUGCGCUCAUGGCUUUACACGCUCCUCAUAUCAGUGAUACUUUGCAGACGCUGCUCGACAAGAUGCAGUACCUCCAUGGGGACGCCAAUUUACAAGGUAUUGUCGCUUUGUUCGCUUGCGUCAAACCUAUCAUGGAUCAAUACGUGGCAACGCACAAGUAUAUCGUCAACCGCCUCGACGCUCUUCAUGCGUCAACUGCGAAUCUACUUCACCGCCUCUCGAAGUCGUUUAUUCAAAUCGGCACGCAAGGCUUCUGUCAACCCCCCGAGAAGUCUAACGAUCCACAGAAGGGUAAAGACGAGAAGCUUGAAUCUGGUACUGGUCUCGGUGAGGGAGAAGGUGCUGAAGAUAUCUCCAAAGAUAUUGAGGACGACGAAGACCUUGAGGAUUUGGCACAAGAGCAGAAGGGCGAGCGUGAGGGAAGUAUCGAAGAACAGGAAGAUGCAGUCGACAUGGGUGAGCAAGAGAUGGAAGGCGAGACGGAGGAGGUUGGAGAGAAGGAAGACAAAGGCGAUGAGUCUGGCGAAGAAGGAGACGAUGACGCGCAAAGUGAGGUUGGCAGUGUGGAUGAUCUCGGCCCUAGUGCCGUGGACGAAAAGAUGUGGGACGAUGGUGGCAAAGAAGACGAUGCCAAAGACAAAGAAGGAAAAGAAGACGUGGGGACUGAAGACCAAGAGGAGCAAGUUGCUGCCGAGCAGAAGGAAAAGGAGAAGAGCGGUGAGGAUAAAGAGGAAGAUGGAGAAGAUGAAAAGAAGGAGGGAGAAGAAGACGAAGAUAUGGAGAUGGAAGGCGAGGACCAGGAUGAGAACGUUGGUGCUGGCGAGAAAGAGCAGAUGGACCCCCACGCAAAAGAAGAAGAGACAUUGGACUUGCCAGAAGACUUGAAUAUGGAUGGUCAAGAUGACGAAGGCAAAGAGGACGAUGAUCUUGGAGAUAUGGACAUGGGUGACGAUUUGCCAGAAGACGAAAUUGGUCCGGAUGUCGAUCCAGGCCAGCCCGAUACCGUGGAUGAAGAUAUUGGUCCCGAGCAAGAAGGCGAGGAGGAGAAAGAUACAACCGGUCAUGUUGAAGAUGAAGAACAGCCAGAUGGAGAACAGGAAGAUGAGGGUGACGAGCCGAUGGACGACGAUGACGCUGUUCCUCUUCCAGAUGAGAAUAUGCCAGAAGACGAGGUUCGCGACCAGAAGGAUACUGACCAGGCUGACCCCAGUGCCGAAGCUGGUGCAGGUACCGAAGCCAAUGAAGAAGCGCACAAGAACCAAAAUGAACAAGCUUCUGCCAGUGCCGCGAACCAAGACGAAGGUCAAGAGGGAGAGUCAGCCGAACAGCAACAAGCACCGACGACUGAAGACGGGCAGCUUGGACAAACAGCAGCGCCAGAUGCUGGUGGACAUGGAGAGCAGCCUGAGGAGUCUAAAGAGACGCAGUCUUUCAAGAAGCUGGGCGAUGUGCUAGAGAAGUGGUACAACCAGCAGAAACAGAUUCAAGACGCCCAAGAGAAGGAUGAGACGCAAGCUCAGCAAAUUGACAAGGAGAUCGACAUGGCUGAUGCGGACUUUGAACAUCUUGGCGAUGACGAACAGCAGGCGGAUACACAAGCACUGGGUACCGCGACUGAGGACCAAGCAAAAACUUUGGAUCACGACAUGGCUCUGCCGAUGAACGAAGAGGAAGAAAAGAUGCCAACUCGACCCGAUGAUAAGGACGAAGAGAUGACAGGAGCUGAUAAAGACACCGAGAUGGAGGAGCCUGAGCAGCAACAAGACCAAGACCAAGAAGCUCAGCAACCGCAAUCGAACGCGAUGGAAGGCCAACCGCAGGCUUUCGUCGGCGAACAGCGGCCCUUCCCUGAUCAAGAAGACGAAGACAUGGCCGAUGCUGUUGAACUCGACGAUGAUGUUUCGUCUACGACGUCUUCUGCAGACAACAUUGAAGCCCAGCUCUCGCUCACGCACCUCGACCCAUCCACCAUGGAUUCCACAUCGGCACGCGCCCUUUGGCUCGCCCAUGAAGCUUCGACACAUUCGCUGUCCCAACAACUUACAGAGCACCUCCGCCUCAUUCUCGCGCCCACUCUCGCCACAAAGCUCCGCGGCGACUUCCGCACGGGAAAGCGACUCAACCUCAAGCGCAUCAUCCCAUACAUUGCAUCAGGUUAUAAGCGCGACAAGAUCUGGCUACGACGCAGUAUGCCAAGCAAGAGGAGCUACCAAGUCAUGAUAGCGCUAGAUAACAGUGGCAGUAUGGCCGAUAGCGGAGCCAGCGGUCUCGCACUCAAGACCCUUACUCUCGUCACUCGCUCGUUGUCUAUGCUUGAAGUUGGUGAAGUCAGCGUCGUAGGCUUCGGCGACGAGGUCAAUGUCGCGCAUGACUUUGACAAGCCCUUCACUUCCGAAGCUGGUGUACGUGUCUUUGAGCAAUUUGGUUUCGACGCCAAGAAGACAAAUGUUCGGGGCCUGGUUGACAAAAGUCUGGAGCUGUUCAAAGAUGCUCGGCAGAAGGGAUCAAGUUCAGCAGGUGAAGACCUAUGGCAACUAAUGCUCAUCGUUAGCGACGGUCUAUGUGACGAUCACGCCGAAAUUCAACGCCUCGUUCGUAAGGCACAAGAAGAGCGUGUGAUGAUUGUUUUCAUCAUCAUCGAUAGCUCUGCCGCCGCACCUCUGGUGCCGACACCAGCACCGUCUGAUAACCCAGGCGCGCAGCCACCGGCGCCAGUAAAGGAUCAAGCGAAGACUUCUAUACUGGAUCUGCAGUCUGCGGUGUUCACACCCGAGGGCAAGAUCGUGAGAUACAAGUACAUGGAGCAGUUCCCAUUCAGGUACUACUUGGUAGUGAGGGAUGUUAGGGAGUUGCCGGGAGUUUUGGCGGGGGCACUGAGGCAAUGGUUUGGAGAAGUUGCUGGGAGUGUUUAA
Alternaria atra is the source of this 14190-nucleotide messenger RNA. RefSeq lists its product as uncharacterized. NCBI's taxonomy places the organism in Eukaryota, Fungi, Ascomycota, Dothideomycetes, Pleosporales, Pleosporaceae. Gene Ontology annotation, biological process: rRNA processing; ribosomal large subunit assembly. The coding region runs from base 1 to 14190 and encodes 4729 amino acids. Gene Ontology annotation, cellular component: preribosome, large subunit precursor; nucleus. Gene Ontology annotation, molecular function: ATP hydrolysis activity; ATP binding. The transcript has a single exon. The record is from RefSeq and is a predicted model, not a curated record.